Messenger RNA from Staurois parvus, 2691 nucleotides. NCBI's taxonomy places the organism in Eukaryota, Metazoa, Chordata, Amphibia, Anura, Ranidae. The record is from the annotation of a GenBank genome assembly.
AGACUAAAGUCUCUCUGGCGAGAUUGGAAAAUUUCCUUUGUGGUGAAGAACUUGUCCCAGAAAAUAUUGAGACAGAAUAUAAAGGAAAUCAUGCGGUUGGAUUUAGUGCUGCUUCCUUCCAGUGGGAAACUAAUGGUCCCUCCAUCUUGAAAGAUCUCCACAUAAAGAUCCCAGAAGGCACGUUGGUUGCUGUUGUUGGCCAAGUUGGAUCCGGGAAGUCAUCCCUGCUCUCUGCAAUUCUUGGAGAGAUGAACAAAUUGGAGGGGACUAUUCAGAGAAAAGGCUCUGUGGCCUAUGUAUCACAGCAAGCAUGGAUACAGAAUGCUUUGUUUCGGGAGAACAUUCUCUUUGGACAGGCCUUCAAUAAAUCGUAUUAUGAGAGAGUCUUAGAAACCUGUGCCCUUGUUCCUGAUCUGGAGCUCUUACCACAUGGAGACCAAACCGAAAUUGGAGAGAGGGGUGUAAACCUAAGUGGCGGUCAGAAGCAGCGAGUCAGUCUGGCGAGAGCUGUGUACAGCAAUGCAGACAUCUAUCUGUUAGAUGACCCCUUGUCUGCUGUUGAUGUUCAUGUUGGGAAGCAUCUGUUUGAUAAAGUAAUUGGACAGAAUGGGCUGUUGAAAAAUAAGACAAGGAUCCUGGUGACACACAGUCUCAUCGUUCUUCCUCUAGUAGACCUCAUUAUUGUGAUGGAAGAUGGCAGAAUAACUCAGGCUGGCAAUUAUACAGACCUGACCUCAAAGCGGCAGGACUUUGCAGACUUGAUCCAAACUUCUGGGGCAAAGGAGAAUCUAAAUGAAAAGCCUUCAAGUCUCCUAAAAGAAGCCCAAACUCUGAAGACCGAUCGGAGACGAGCCCGAGAUAAUCUGGCUCAAAAAGAGAGGUCAGUGAUCGAGAUGCCAAAUGCUUCAAGAAUGAAUAAAGAAAAGGUUGCCACAGGAAGUAUGAAAAUGUCAGUGGUGAUGAAAUACCUUCAUACUUUUGGAUGGUUCUGGGUGACCUUCACAAUAGUAGCCUAUAUAGGACAGAACGCUAUGGCUAUAGGACAAAACGUAUGGCUGAGUAGAUGGACAACAGAGGCCAAGCAAAUAAAAGAUACAGCAGAAUGGGCUGACCUGAAGAACAAUCGUCUGGGGAUCUAUGGACUUCUGGGAUUUGUGCAAGGCCUUUUUGUGUGCUAUGGUGCCUAUGUGAUCACAAGAGGAACAAUCUGCGCCUCUCGCUCACUGCACAACCAGAUGUUGGACAAUAUCUUACACCUUCCACUCCAGUUUUUUUGAAACAACACCCAUGGGUCAAGUACUGAACCGGUUUACUAAGGACAUAUAUGUGAUAGACGAGCGCUUUCAUUACUAUUUACGGACCUGGCUAAACUGUAUGCUGGAUGUGCUGGGGACUAUACUGGUCAUUGUGUGUGCCACUCCCCUGUUCUUAGUGGCCAUUGUUCCCCUGGGAUUUUUAUACCUGCUCAUCCAGAGGUAUUACAUUGCCAGCUCACGACAAAUCCGCAGACUUGAUGGGGCUUCUCGUUCUCCGGUCAUCUCACACUUCAGCGAGACGUUGUCUGGGGCCUCAACAAUCAGAGCCUAUGGACAUCAGGAUAGGUUCACUGGACAGAAUAAGGAUGUGGUGAAUGAAAAUUUGGUCUGCUACUACAAUAAUGUGAUUUCUAACAGAUGGCUUGCGGUGAGAUUGGAAUUUCUGGGAAACCUGAUGGUUUUCUUUGCUGCAGUGUUUGCCAUUCAAGCUGGUGAUAAAAUGACUUCUGGCAUAGUGGGACUGUCAAUCACCUAUGCCCUAAAUAUCACACAGACAUUAAACUUUUGGGUACGUAAAGCCUGUGAGAUUGAGACAAAUGGAGUAGCCAUAGAACGAGUUUGUGAAUAUGAAGAAAUGGAGAAAGAGGCCCCCUGGGUUAUGGCUAAAAGACCACCCUUGGAAUGGCCAGACAAAGGUGUGAUUGAAUUCACCAACUACCAGGCCAGAUAUCGGGAAGACUAUGACUUGGCCCUCCGUGAUGUCACCUUCCACCUGCGUACGACAGAGAAGCUUGGCAUUGUUGGGAGAACAGGAGCUGGGAAAUCUACACUCACAAACUGCUUAUUCCGUGUUGUGGAGAGGGCAGGAGGCAAGAUUGUGGUGGAUGGGAUUGACAUAGCUACCAUCGGUCUCCAUGAUUUACGGAGCAAACUUAAUAUCAUCCCACAGGAUCCAGUUUUAUUCUCAGGAACGCUUCGGAUGAACCUGGAUCCCUUAGACAAACAUUCGGAUGUGGAGCUCUGGAAUGCUCUGGACAUGUGUCAUCUGAAGGACUUUGUGCAAUCACUUCCCAUGAAACUCUACCAUGACAUUUCUGAGGGGGGAGAGAACCUCAGCGUUGGACAGAGACAGCUGAUCUGUCUUGCUCGAGCCUUACUCAGGAAAACAAAGAUUCUGGUUCUAGAUGAAGCAACAGCCUCUAUUGACAUGGAAACAGAUAAUCUGGUUCAGAGCACCAUUCGCAGUGCGUUCAUUGAUUGCACUGUACUGACCAUAGCGCACAGAUUGCACACCGUGUUGGACAGUGAAAGGGUGCUUGUUCUGGAAACAGGCAGAGUUGUGGAGUUUGAUGAGCCCCAACGACUGAUACAGAAGAAAGGGGUCUUCUUCAAUAUGGUAGCAGAGGCUGGGAUGCUCCAGAACACAGAGCAGUAA